Molecule: messenger RNA, 1642 nt
Organism: Melanaphis sacchari
Lineage: Eukaryota; Metazoa; Arthropoda; Insecta; Hemiptera; Aphididae
Exons: 6
Coding region: 151-918 (255 amino acids)
Source: RefSeq, a predicted model, not a curated record
AUAAUGGAACCAAAGGUCCACUUUUGUGAUGGAGAUGUUUUGAUAAACAUGAUGGGAUUUGAACAUUAUCGCUCUUUAUUCAUAAAGAAUCUGGUAAAUAUAUCUUUCCUGAAUACUCUUUGAUUUGACUCGACUGUUUGAGCAGUGUGUAUGAGGGGUAAAGAAGAUAAAGCUCGUGGUAUACCUAUAAAAAAACCACAAUCAAUUUUUGCUAGUGACUUGCCAUCAACAUCCAUUAUGAAAAAACUCAACCGUGUGAAAGCAUUUAAACGUGUAAAUUUUGAAGAAAUCAAGAUACAUAAAAUGGUUACAGAUCACUUUAAACAAUAUCAACUGUUAAAAAACUUCGGAAAACGAUUAUUAAAAAUGGAUUUGUCUUAUCACAAUAGUUUACAAUACCAUAAGACUUCUCUUUUAAAAGCAGAAAUGUUUUUAAAUAUUUUUGUAAAAAAUGUACCAUCAAUUAUUGAUACACUGGAUAAUGAUAGAACAGAACAAAUAAAGCUAAAUAGGUUGAAGUUAACCCCAAUUAUUGAAUGUAUAAUUCUUUGCGGAAGGCAAGAACUAGCUCUUUGUGGUCAUAGAAACACUGGUUCAAUUAAUUUCAAUGAUGCAUCGAAUUCUAAUGAUUCAAAUGAAGGGAACUUUCGUGCUAUUCUGAAAUAUAAAGCCAAAGACUUGGAUUAUUUAAAAGAACAUUUUGAAUCUGACUCUAGGAAUAAAUACAUAAGUCCUAGAAUACAGAAUGAAAUUAUUACCAUAUGUGGUGAUAUAAUUCUUCAUAAAUUAAUAAAAAUGGUUAAUGAAUCAGAAUGCUUUUCAGUGCUUGCUGAUGAAACCUCUGAUGUUUCAAAUAAAGAACAGCUUGCAUUAUGUGUUCGUUAUAUAAAUGGCACUGAACAAAAUGCCAAAUUAUGAGAAAUAUUCCUAAAAUUUGUAGAAAUUCAUAGUUUGACUGGAAAAAAUUUGGCUACUGCUAUACUUGAAGGUUUGAGUUCUUGUGGAUUAGACUGUUCUAAAUUAUAUGGCCAAGGUUACGAUGACACUGCGAAUAUAUCUGGAAAGCAUAAAGGAGUGCAAACUAUUAUACGAAAUAUAUAUCCGAAGGCAAUAUAUGUUCAUUGUGCGGCUCAUUCUCUAAAUCUGGCAGUGUCAUUUUCUUGAGAUAUUCGAAGUGUGAGAAACUGCUUAGGUUUGGUUGAAAAAAUGCAUUGCUUUUUUUAAUUUACCAAAACGUAGCAGUGUUCUUUUGGAAGUUAUUUCUAACAGUGAACUACAUCCUUCAGCAAAAUCACUGAAACGCUUGUGUGCUACGAGGUGAAUUGAAAGGUAUAAUGCCAUUAAUGAUUUUGUUGAGCUUUUUCCCUGCAUUGUUGAAGCUUUAGAAGAAAUAAAAUUAAACUCUUAUGACAAAUCUUUGGUAAAUGAUGCAGAUAUAUUGAUUAAAGCCAUGGAUUCUGAGUUCUUAAUUACACUUCAAGUUGUAAAAGUGAUAUUUUCUUACGGUUUGCCUUUAUGUAAAAGUUUACAAACUAUUAAUGUUGAUCUUAAAGAAGCUACACAGUUAGCGGAAUGUAAUAUAUCUAUGCUUGAACAUUUAAGAAAUAACAUUGAAAAAUAAUUUAAUCUACUAUUCAAAGAA